UGAAAAUUGAUAAUUUUAAAAUUCUAAAGGUGGCAUGGAAUCCUGAGCAUAAAUGUGGUGAACGAAUUCAGAAUAUAUUUUAAAAUGAACCGUCCGGAGGAAAGAUUUAACCCAUACGUAAACAAUGGAGGAACGGUCAUUGCCGCCACGUGGAACAACUACGCAGUCAUCGCCGCCGACACAAGACUCUCCCAGAGAUACUUGAUACAUACCAGAUUCUCAACCAAACUAUUCAAACUAACUGAUAAGUGUAUUUUGGGAACAUCAGGAAUGCAAGCAGAUAUGCUCGCGCUACAAUCAGUACUAGAAAGGCAGAUAGAGUUGUAUCGAUACACUCAUAACAGAGAACCCACAUUUAACGCUAUUGCUCAAUUACUCUCAACUGUUUUGUAUGGAAGACGUUUCUUCCCCUAUUACACCUUCAAUAUUCUGUGCGGGAUAGACGAACAAGGGAAGGGAGUCGUGUGUGGGUAUGACGCAGUUGGAAAUUAUAAUUAUGAAAAGUAUACAGCUCAGGGCACAAGUUCGUCACUGGUGAUAUCAGUCCUGGACAAUUUGUUGAAUGGAAAUAAUCAGAAAGUUAAGCCGGAAGUUAACUCACUAGAGGAUCUUGUGAAUUUGGUUAAAAACGCCAUGGUUUCAGCAGUAGAAAGAGAUAUUUGCACAGGAGAUUCUGCUGAGUUGGUUAUCUGCGAUGGAGUUGUAAUGGAGCCAGUUCACAUGGAUUUAAGAAUUGAUUAAUGUUCUCCACUCAUAUAUUA
This is a messenger RNA of Theileria parva strain Muguga, 761 nucleotides long. RefSeq names its product Proteasome subunit beta type-1 (gene psmB1). The transcript is spliced from 7 exons. Lineage: Eukaryota; Apicomplexa; Aconoidasida; Piroplasmida; Theileriidae. Gene Ontology annotation, cellular component: proteasome core complex. The record is from RefSeq and is a predicted model, not a curated record. The coding region runs from base 85 to 741 and encodes 218 amino acids.